Molecule: messenger RNA, 844 nt
Organism: Manihot esculenta (cassava)
Lineage: Eukaryota; Viridiplantae; Streptophyta; Magnoliopsida; Malpighiales; Euphorbiaceae
Product: HVA22-like protein k
Exons: 8
Coding region: 159-743 (194 amino acids)
Source: RefSeq, a predicted model, not a curated record
GGUUAUACGUUCAUCCCUCCAGUCUCCUCCCCUGAGUAUUAGGGAGCAAAUUGGACAGUUACAAAUUGAUAGUAGCUUUCCCAUUCCAGCGCCAAAUUUCCCCCUUCAACAAACGCCAUUGUAAUAAAUUCAAAAUCUCUCUGUGCUUCUUUUCCCCAAUGGAUAUUUUCGGAUCCAAUAUGACAAGCGAUGUUGGGCUACGGUUACUUCUCAGCCCACUUGGUUCUAAUGUUGUCGUUCGAACAGCAUGCUGUUCUGUAGGCGUUGUUUUACCUGUGUACUCUACAUUCAAGGCAAUCGAGAAGAAAGAUCAAAAUGAGAAACAAAAAUGGCUAAUAUAUUGGGCAGCAUAUGGUUCUCUCAGCCUUGUGGAAGCAUUUUCAGACAAGUUGCUCUCGUGGGUUCCAAUGUAUUAUCACGUGAAGUUUGCAUUUCUAGUGUGGCUUCAACUUCCAUCUACUGAUGGUGCAACGCACUUGUAUAGGAAGCACCUGCGUCCUUUCUUCUCAAGACAUCAAGCCAGAGUUGAUAUGGUUGUGGGCUUUGCUUAUGGUGAAAUGGCUAGAAUUGUCAGCAGACACCAAGCAGAAUUUGAAUGUGCUAGGACUAUAGUCUUGAAGAUCAUGGGUUCAGCUGAUCAAACAAACAAGAGUAGGUAUGAUCAUUCAGAUGAGUACCUGGCAAUUGAAGGCGAGACAAGGACAAGCACAAGUUCCGAUACUUUAUCUGAUAUUGACGAUUGACUUCAGACUUGUGUUGUUUCUGCAUGAUUUUUAAACCCUUCAAAUUUGUUUGUUUGUUCGCUUGUCAAAUGAAAACGGAAUGGGUUGGUGAUUUUUUGCUC